CUAGAAAAAAAAUAACGUUAAUAAUAACAACAAGAAGCUCCUUCCAUUUCAAAUUCAAUUUCCCCAUCUUCCAACGGCUACAUCUCUCUCUCUCUCUCUCCCUCUACUCUCCCACUUUCUCUCUCUAGGGUUUCAGAAAUGAAGCAUUUUAUGCAACCAAGACACGCCAUUUUGCGAGAACACUCUUCCGACACUCCACCACCAAACCCUAGUUCAAUGAAGAACAACAGAUCCGGUAAUCGGAAGCACAAAUCGAGCAAAGAAAACGCUCCGCCGCCUUCCGAUAACGUCAUUCCAGACUCAAAACCUUCGCCGAAUGUUGGUAAACUCAAAUCGAUGCUCCCGCCCAGACCGCCUUCUUCGAACCCUCUCAAACGGAAGAUUGGGACCGAUUUUCACCCCGAAAAUGCUGUCGGUGGGUCUUCGGAUACAGGCGUUAAGGUUAUAGUGAGAAUGCGCCCGUUGAAUAACAAAGAAGAAGGAGAAACGGUAGUCCAAAAGACAUCUGGCGAUUCAUUGACAAUGCUCGGACACCAAUUUACUUUCGAUCAUGUAGCAGAUGUAUCGUCAACUCAGAUUGAUAUAUUCGAGCUUGUGGGUGCCCCUCUUGUUGAAAACUGUCUUGCUGGAUUCAACAGCUCAAUAUUUGCAUAUGGGCAGACUGGGAGCGGGAAGACCUACACGAUAUGGGGACCGACCAAUACGUUGUUAGAAGAGAAUGCGUAUAGUAAUGAACAAGGAUUGACGUCCCGUGUUUUCGCACGGUUAUUUUCUCGCAUAAAUGAGGAACAAAAUACACAUGCUGACAAACAACUAACAUAUCAGUGCCGAUGUUCGUUUCUCGAGAUCUAUAACGAACAAAUCACCGACUUGCUGAAUCCAUCUCAAAGAAAUCUUCAUCUACGAGAGGAUAAUAAAACCGGAGUGUACGUAGAGAAUUUAACAGAGGAGACGAUUUGCAGUAUGAAAGAUGUGACUCAGCUCCUCAAAAAGGGUUUAUCAAACCGGAGGACUGGUUCAACAAGUUUAAAUUCCGAGAGUUCCCGCUCACACAGUGUGUUUACAUGCGUUGUGGAGUCAAGUUGCAAGAGUGUAGAUGGUCUGAGAUGCUUUAAAACGAGUCGAAUGAAUCUUGUUGACCUUGCUGGGUCAGAAAGGCAAAAGUCAACGGGUGCAGCUGGAGAGCGUUUGAAAGAAGCUGGUAAUAUUAACCGUUCGCUUUCACAGCUAGGAAACUUGAUUAACAUUUUAGCUGAAGUCUCACAAACCGGAAAGCAAAGGCACAUUCCUUACAGAGAUUCCAAAUUGACGUUUUUGUUGCAGGAAUCCCUUGGUGGAAAUGCGAAACUCGCUAUGAUUUGUGCCAUUUCGCCCGCUCAAAGUUGUAAAAACGAGACGUUUAGUACAUUACGAUUUGCCCAGCGAGCCAAGGCUAUAAAAAACAAAGCAAUCGUUAACGAGAAAUUGCAGAAUGAUGUUAAUACAUUGCGUGAAGUGAUACGCCAACUAAAGGAUGAAUUACAGCGAAUGAAGUCAACCGAAAACCAAGUUGACCCGAACGCAGGCUACUCGUCAGGGUGGAACGCUAGAAGAAGCAUAAAUCUUUUAAAAUUCAGCCUCAAUCGUCCCAUGAUUCUACCUCAUGUAGACGAUGACGGGGAUGCCGAAAUGGAAAUCGUUGAAGACAGUGAACCGAUUCUCGACCGAAAAGAUUCUGAAGACACCGAUGUUAAUAUGCAAGAAGAUAUAUCAGAUCAAGCUGGCAAUCUUGAACCAACCGCUGUUCAGAUUCUUGAAAACAAUGAAGAUAAUAAAGAUUCUGUAAAGGAUGCGUCUACUAAUUUACCCGUAGAAUCAUCUGAAGCAUCCCCGGUUCUCAAGUCACCGACUUUAAGCAUUUCACCUAUACCGAUUAACAGCAGCAGGAAAAGUUUACGCACUUCCUCAAUGUUAACCGCUUCUCAAAAGGAUCAUUUGGAAAAAAAUGUUCCUAAAUCUUUUAACGACCAUUUGUCCGCUAGUCUACACCGCGGUCUUGAUGUAAUUAACAAGCAAAGAAAAAGUUGUGCUUUUAAACAGUCUUCGUUCACGUUUUCGUACAAGCCAUUAGACAAACCGUUAUUUGUUAAGAAAGAUGUCGGUGUGCAAGCGGUUCUUCAAGGGAGCGAGUUAGAAGAAAAAGAAAAGCCUGUUCUGUUCUUGUGCAGAAACUGCAAGUGUACGAGUUCUCAAGAUGUUAAAGAGGGAAUCGAUAGCUCAAACUUGCAGUUGGUUCCUGUUGAGGGGUCGUCACAAUCGGCUGAUAAAAAUAAGCAGAUGGUUCCCAAAUCUGUUGAGAAGGUGUUGGCAGGAGCUAUAAGGAGAGAGAUGGCGUUAGAGGAGUUAUGUGCCCGACAAGGCUCGGAAAUAAACCAACUUAACCGUUUGUUGCAACAAUACAAACACGAACGAGAGUGUAAUUUAAUUAUUGGCGAAAUUCGGGACGAUAAAAUUGCUCGUCUUGAGAGCUUGAUGGAUGGUAUUUUGUCUGCUGAGGAGUUCAAGGAUAAGGAAUUGGUUUCUUUAAAAAAUGAGAAUAAGAUGCUGAAGGAAAAUUAUGAGAGCCAUCCGGAAGUUUUAAGGACGGAAAUAGAGUUUCAAAGAUUUCAAGAUGAAUUAGAACGAUACCAAAACUUCUUCGACUUGGGGGAACGGGAUGUACUCUUGGAAGAAAUCGAAGAUCUUAAAACUCAACUUCAACUUUAUAUCGAUUCUUCAUCCAAAAGAACUAAUGUUUUGCAACUAACCUAUCAAUCUGACCCAAGCGCGGUUGAAGCAGAAAGCAAAUGGGCUUCUCUUGUACAAGAUUUGGAACUUAAACUACACGAAAGUCGUCUUCUUGUUGAAAAGCAAAAACACGAACUUGAAACCGAAAGAAAAUGUGCGAAAGAGUUAAAGGAUGCAAUGCAAAUGGCGAUGGAAGGGCAUGCACGAAUGCUUGAACAAUAUGCCGAUUUAGAGGAAAAACAUAUUAAUCUGCUAACGACACAAAGGAGAAUUGAAGACGGAAUUAUUGACGUAAAAAAAGCUGCUGCUAAAGCUGGUGUUAAGGGGGCUGAAUCUAAGUUUAUUAAUGCGCUAGCGGAAGAAAUUUCAAUUUUGAAGGCGGAAAAUGAGAAAGAGAGGCGCUAUUAUAGGGAUGAGAGUAACGGGCUUAAAGCGCAGUUAAAGGAUACUGAUGAAGCUGUGGUGGCUGCUGGUGAACUGCUUGUUAGACUUAAAGAAGCUGAAGAUGCUGUUGCUGCUGCUGAGGCACGCACAAGGCAGGCAGAAGAAGAAAGGGAGAAAGCUUACAAAGAGAUAGAAAAGCUGAAGAAAAAACAAGGUACAAAAGUUUCUAACAUGCCAAAAUAUGAGCGCGAUAGCACAAAUGCGGACCAGCAAUGGAAAGAUGAAAUUCACAAUUUCAACGACGAAGACGGAGAGUUGACAAAGUUAUCAGAACCCUCUUCUUGGUUAUCUGGUUAUGACACAUGCAACAUAUAGGUAAGAAGUUAGAUAUGUAUGUGUUGUAUUAGAUAAAAGUUUCUUGUAUAGCCUUCCAGGGUUGAGUCUAUUUUGGCCUUCCCACAAGGGGGUGUUCUCACCAUUUGUGAGGACCAAUCUAUUGUGGUUAUCUUGUCUAACCUUGUAUUCCUAGUGGAACUUUUGGCAAAAUCCUAAAUCCUUUUCAUUUAUCUCU
This is a messenger RNA of Helianthus annuus (common sunflower), 3721 nucleotides long. RefSeq names its product kinesin-like protein KIN-12B. The transcript is spliced from 15 exons. NCBI's taxonomy places the organism in Eukaryota, Viridiplantae, Streptophyta, Magnoliopsida, Asterales, Asteraceae. Bases 139 to 3525 code for a protein of 1128 amino acids. Gene Ontology annotation, molecular function: microtubule binding; microtubule motor activity; ATP binding. Gene Ontology annotation, biological process: microtubule-based movement. The record is from RefSeq and is a predicted model, not a curated record.